AUGUUGUCCUUCGUGAAAAACGCUGUCUUCCCACUUCUUCUCCUUUCCCAAGCCGGGUAUGGAGCGGCGGCUUCACCAGCAUAUCCAACUGCACCCGAAUUGAGCUUCCUCUACACUGCCUAUGUGAAGUGUGAAGGCACGCUGAUGGAAUCGCGUGGUCCUCAUGGGAUCCGCAAGGCCAUUCCCAUUGUCGGAGGAAAUUUUACCGGUCCUCAUCUGUCAGGGGAAAUUCUCGAUGUCGGUGCUGACUGGGGAUUGACGGACCCCCAAAGCAAUGUCUUUUCGGCGGAUACACGCUACAACCUACGGACUCAUGAUGGAGAGAAUAUCUUCAUUCAAACCUCGGGCCCGAAGUCUCCCUCUGGCCAGCUGCAUCUCCGCUUGGUUUUCGAGACGGGCAGCGAGAAAUAUUACUGGUUGAACAACGUCCUGGCGAUUGGCGUUUUGACCAAUGUUGAGAAGACUUCCAACUCGUCAUUGCUUCGCAUCGAUGCAUGGAAUUUUGCUUCUGACUGGAAUGCCACGACGACGACCCUGGCUUGA
Aspergillus pseudotamarii is the source of this 543-nucleotide messenger RNA. RefSeq names its product DUF3237 domain-containing protein. The record is from RefSeq and is a predicted model, not a curated record. The transcript is spliced from 4 exons. NCBI's taxonomy places the organism in Eukaryota, Fungi, Ascomycota, Eurotiomycetes, Eurotiales, Aspergillaceae. Bases 1 to 543 code for a protein of 180 amino acids.